Messenger RNA from Peniophora sp. CBMAI 1063, 3234 nucleotides. Lineage: Eukaryota; Fungi; Basidiomycota; Agaricomycetes; Russulales; Peniophoraceae. The record is from the annotation of a GenBank genome assembly.
AUGGAUCAACAACCUGGUGCAGUCGAAGAACAAGCCGCCGUGCCUCCCGAGGAACCUUUGCAUUCGACGUCUCUGACUUCCUCAAGCUCGGACGUUAAUGACGUGGAUGCCGCCGAGCGUGCAUUUGCUUCGCACAAGCAGUCGCGGGACCUAUCACACCUUGAAUCCGCCAUAGCUCUAUAUCAACGAGCGGUGGACACUGCACCAGUACCAACAGCGCAUCUGCUGGGCCGGCUGGGGCAUUGUCUAUAUCUAUAUUACCUAGCUCGAGGGAAUGUUCACAAUCUCCAAUGCGCCAUUGCGGCGAAGCAAAGCGCCCUCCAACUCGUUACAGAAGGACACCCAGACAGGGCUUUGCGUCUGCACAAUCUCAGUGUUUCAUUGCGAAGACGCUUCGAAUCCCUCGGGACAGUUGAAGACCUCAAAAGCGCCAUCGAAAUUCAACAAGACGCAGUCGAGCUCACUCCGGAUGAUGAUCCUAGCUUACCAGUGCGCCUCGACAACCUCGGCAGCUUGCAAUGGCUUAGGUGUCUACGGUUCGGAGACCUCGAAGACCUCGAAAGGGCUAUUGUGAGUCACCAGCGUGCAACCGAACUGACUCCCGAACACCAUCCCGAUAAAGCGGCCUGGCUGAACAACCUCGCCUGGUCCUUGCGCCGUCGGUUCGAGCAUCUCCAUGACCCCGCCGACCUCGAGCGCGCCAUCCCGAUCCAAAGCCGUGCGGUCAAACUCACUCCAGACGCCCAUCCCGACUUGCCAGGGUGCCUCAAUAACCUCGGUGGCUUGAUUUGGCUUCGUUUUCGACGCUUCGGGGAGCUCGAAGAUCUCGAGAGCGCCAUUGCAAGUCAACAGCGUGCAACCGAGCUGACUCCUGACAACCAUCCCGAUAAAGCGAACUGGUUGCACAACCUCGCUUGGUCCUUGCGCAGUCGCUUUGAGCGUCUUGACGAUCCCGCCGACCUCGAGCGCGCCAUCACAAUCCAACGCCGCGUGGUCGAACUCACUCCGAACAACCAUCCCGACUUGUCGGUGCGCCUCGACAACUUCGGCAGCUUGCAGCUGCUUUCGUUUCGACGCUUCGGAAAGCUCGAAGAUCUCGAGAGAGCCAUCGCGAGUCAACAGCGUGCGACCGAGCUGACUGCCGACGACCAUCCUGAUAGAGCAACCCGACUGCACAACCUCGCUUCGUCCAUGCGCAGUCGCUUCGAGCGUCUUGGCGAUUCCGCCGACCUCGAGCGCGCCAUCACGAUUCAACACUCCGCGGUCGAACUCACUCCGGAUGACCAUCCCGACUUGCCAGGGCGCCUCGACAACCUCGGCGUACUACAGUGGCUUUCGUUUCGACGCUUUAGAAAGCUCGAAGAUUUCGAAAGCGCCAUUGUGGAUCACAGACGAGCUGUGAGUCUUGCUGUGGUCAAUCAACCCGACAAAGCCGUCUGGCUGCAUAACUUGGGACUCAUUCUGGCGGAUGACUUUCGCCGAGAAAGGACGAUGGAACGCUUUACUGAUGCUCUUUCCUAUUUGAUGGCUGCCUCCUCUCAAUCACUUGCCUCGCCGGCAAACCGUCUUCAGAUAGCCACAAAUGCUAUCAUGUUCCUCGACGAAAGCCCUGAGCUCCGGACAGCGGGGAUGCUGCUAUCUGCCCACUCUCGGGUUGUCGAUGUUCUCUCCGAGCUUGUCUGGCUUGGACAUAACAUGAAACGUCGUCUGGAAGAGUCUCAGAAGCUUGGACAGCUCGUCAGUUCUGCGGUGUGUGUCGCCAUUGGUGUCAAUGCUCUGGAACAAGCCAUGGAAUGGCUCGAUGCAGGAAGAGGCCUCAUAUGGACGCAGACGAUGUCGCUGCGUUCACCUCUUUACGAGCUCGAGCAAGUCCGUCCAGAUCUCGCGCGUGCUCUCGAGGACGUGCAAGUCCAACUGCGGAAUUCCAUCAAUGCGUCGUCUGGGAGCGAUGCUACUGAAUUGAUGAAUGUGGCUCCCGUCACAGGGCAGGACAAUUACUCGUCAGAUUACCUUCGAGGGCUCGCCAUCAAACACGGAAAUCUGCUCGCAGAAGUCCGUCGCCUGCCUGACUUCGAGAACUUCUUACUCCCAAAGAAGCUCUCCGCUUUGUUGCCCUCCUCUUCACCUCUGAGCGGCACCAUGGUCUUUAUCAACGUUGAUCAUACUCGAUGUGAUGCGUUGAUUCUUUCUCCCGAUGGACGUAUUGCCGUAGUCACUCUGCCGCAGCUGUCUCUUGACAAGACAGAGACGCUACGUGCUCAGUGGACAGCAUAUCUCAAGCAGGAGAAAGUUCGCGAGCGAGCCAGCUCGCAACGAUAUCGGCCUCGGUCUGGCGGUGCUGUGUCUCCUUAUGGUAUCCUAGACCGUCUUUGGAGGUGGAUUGUGGGUCCAAUACUGAAAGCACUACACAUUGACAUCGUAGACGCAGACACCGACCGCCUCCCCCACAUCACCUGGUGCCCCACUGGACCCUUGACGCAGUUGCCACUGCAUGCUGCGGGCCUGUACAACGAGGAUUCGGGGCCUCGCCUCUACAGAUUUGUAGUCUCCUCGUACACGCCGUCGCUCUCAGCAAUGACGCGCAGCAUCGACGCCUCCACGCAGCAGCACACAGCACCCGGCAUCCUCGUAGUCACGCAGCCCGCCACACCCGGUUUAUCAAGACUCCCGGGAACGACGAUUGAGGGAACGCGGCUGCGCGAGGUCUUCGCCGCCUCACAGACGCCUUCCAUGGCUCUGAAUGGAAACGAAGCAACGACCGAUGCGGUGAAGCUUGCGCUCAAAGAGCACUCCUGGCUGCAUCUCGCGUGCCAUGGUCGUCAAGAGGUCACUGACCCUUUGAAGAGCGCUUUUGCGCUGUACGACGGCCCACUAUCGUUGUCGGAUCUGAUGGUGAUCACGGCCGAUAACGCCGAGCUCGCGUUCCUUUCCGCUUGCCAGACCGCCGUCGGGGACGAGAGGAUUCCUGAAGAGUCGAUGCACCUCGCAGCAGGUAUGCUCGCCGUGGGGUACAAGGGUGUCAUCGCGACGAUGUGGUCGAUCAUGGAUGAAGACGCGCCGUUGAUCGUCGAGGCGUACUACAAGACGCUGCUCGAGCUUCGCGCGACUGGGACGCUCGGCGCAGGAGAGACGGGCGCGGCGUACGCUCUACACGAGGCAGCCCAGCGGUUGAGGGAGAAGGUUGGAGAGAAGGACGUCGUGAGGUGGGCGCCGUUCGUGCACUUCGGGAUAUGA